AUGGGUUCCCUCGUGUUGGGGUUGAGUCCUAUUUCUCUUCAGCAGUUACCAACCAAUCGGCUUUUAGAUCUUUUACCAGCCUUAUCCGAUCAUGCAGAAUCACUAAGUGGUGCACAAAUCCUGGCUGUUUUUCGGAACCUGUGGGUAUGUUUAUAUGUGUGCUUUAUGAAUUUAUUUAAUACAUCUCCAUUAGACUUAUGCAUUCAUUUUCAGGCGAAUUACAGUUCGUCUAGAUUUAGGUCGAAUGGUGCGUUGUCCUUAUUCUGUAAACUCUGAAGUGCCGUGUGUAACCGAACGACUCAUGCAAUGGACAAUUAUGCUCAUUUGAUUUUUGGUUCGGAGUUCUCUCCAUUGCUCUAGAAAAAGAAACAAUUGAUGGGGGGAAAAAUGAUUGAUGGUUAGGGGCAGACACGAAAUUUAGAUUUUAUUCACAGAUCAAAUGAGAAAUCACCAAUAGAGGGGGGAAAAGAGAAUCAGUAAAACAAAAAAAUCUAUAUUUAAAAAAAUGUCUUAUCUAUAAAUAUGUAAAUAUUUUUACUGUUCCUUCUUCUUUUCCCUCUAUUUUUUCCUUACUUAAUCAGUGCACUGCAAAAUAAAUGCAUAAUAUUUAUAUUAUUUAUAUUUUGGGCUACACUGAUUGCCAAUUUUUGUGCAAUAUUUGGACGAGCUGACCCGUCAUAUGGACAACUAUCCAAAGACCCGAACUAAAUCUUAUUUUCCGUUGAAGUAAUUUGAACACUGAAUUUUUACAUCAUGUAACAAGUCUAAUCUCCAAUAUACUGAUCACAUCCAUAUCCCACAUCACUUGCAGUCUUUAGUAAAGAGGGAGCAAAGAGACAUCUGUGGCAGAAAAUAAUAGUUCUGCAAAAACACAUGUAAUUCUCCUCUAACCUAAAGAGAGAAAACAUAUUAGGAAAGAACACAUACAGGGGUUAUAUCUUAAGCUGGGGCAGGGCCUGACUGCUGAGCAAGCAAGGAUGGGCUGCAUGGGCUCCUCAGUUACAACUCUAAAGGGAGCAUAUAAUUACAGUAAUAUGGCUAUUUUAAGCGACUGUUUUCUUACCAAGGGUUUAAAGAGAGACUCUGAUUAGUAUAACUCGCACCGGUGAUCGGUUUAUUUGGUGUUCCCCUAGAUAGCCUCAACGUUGGCCUAUUGACCUACUUGAAGUGGGGAACGUGGCCGAUUCCCUACUCCUGCAUAGCUUUGGUGUUACAGCUGACCCUGUACCCCCAUCCCUUUUUGGACUAGUAGGGGUCAUCCCGGUACCCGCUGGAGGGGAUUUCAGCUCAUAUGGAUGAAGAGACUUUGCUAAUUUUAUGUACACAAAUGUUAAAGGCAUAUAAAAUGGCAGCUGCCAAACCUAUACAUCUUCUCAUUUGGCAGUCUUCAUGGGAUGACUCAUUUACUCAAGCUUUUGAGGCUCUUUGCGACUUUUGGGCAAGGCUGAACCAGCACUAACACACCACAAAGUUGACUUCUAAUAGGGCUGGAAGUAUUCAGAAACCCACAUCUUCUCAACCACACAAGCUGUCAAGUCUUAGAUAAGACUUAGCUGGGCUUCGAGUCUCUGGAGGGAGACUUCCUCGACAUUGCCCAACAAUGGGGUAAUGCGUGGCUGCUGUUGCCAUCAGUUCCAUCACACAGAAAUACAUGGGCCUCUACCAACUAGGACACUCAAGUCAGAUCCGUGGUCCAAUAUUGUCAUCUUGUAUAUGGUCCUUGGGCUGGUGGUGUAGAUAACGUCUGCCGUCUAUGCCUUUGAAGAGUUUGACAGGGCUGCUAUAUUUUCCCAGAGGUUGGUGUGGGGAUGAAAAACGUCUGUUCUUGUGUCUAUCACCGCCUUUACGUAUAUAUGCUGAGACUGAGGGUGCUAUGACAUGCCUCCUAUGUUUUUGUUUUAAGCUGAGUGUACUAGAUCGUAUUAGUUUUGUUUAUUCUCUGUUUUAUUGUCUUACACUAGUCUCAUAUGUUCAUAUGUUCCCUUCAAUGGCAUACAUAUGUAUUACUUACUAAGCAAAGUUACUGAUAAGCACUACAUAAUUUAAAACUUGUGCAGCUCUCUUGACAUGUGUCAUCCUUGCAGGGCUGGUGCCGCCCUAGGCAAAGAUCCAUUUUGCUGCCCCUCAUGUCACUAACUCACUGACAGACACACACUGGCAGACACACACACUCACUGACAAACACACAGACACACUCUCACUGACACACAUACACUCACACACACACACACACACACACACAGAAACUCACUAACAAACAUACACUCACUCACUGACAGACAGACAGACAGACACACACACACAUACACAGACACUUACUGACAGACAUACACUCACUCACUGACAGACAAACACACACUCACUGACAGACACACACACACACACACACAGACACUCACUGACAGACAUACACUCACUCACUGACAGACACACAUGCACACACACACACAGGCACUCACUGAUAGACAUACACUCACUCACUGAUAUACACAAACAGACAGACACUCACUAACAUACAUACAAUAACUGAGACACACACACACAGAAACUCACUAACAGACAUACACCCACUCACUGACAGACAGACAUACACACACACACUUACACUAACUGACAGACAUACACUCACUGACAGACAGACAGACGCACACACACUCACUGACAGACAGACAGACGCACACACACACACACAGGCAGACACUCACUGACAGACGCACACACACACUAACAGUCAAACACUCACACACUCACUGAUAGACAAACACAAAAACACACAGGCAGACACUCACAGACAGACACACACACACAGACACUCACUGACGGACACACACACACACACACAGGCAGACACUCACUGACAGACACACACAUACACACACUGACAGUCAAACACUAACACACUCACUGACAGACAAACACAGACACACACAGACAGACACUCACUCACAUACAUACACUCAAUUACUGACAUACACACACAGACAGAUAGACACUCACUGACAUGCAUAAACUCACUCACAAACAGACAGACAGACACACACACACACUCACUGACAUACAUACACUCACUCACUGACACACACUCACUCACACACAUACACAGACACUUACUGACAGAUAUACACACAUACACUCACUCACUGACAGACACACACACUCACACACACACACACACACACUUACUGACAGACAUACACUCACUCACUGACAGACAAACACACACAGACACAGACACUCACUGACAGACAUACACUCACUCACUGACAGACACACAUGCACACACACAGACACUCACUGACAGAAAUACACUCACUCACUGAUAUACACAAACAGACAGACACUUAAUAACAUACAUACAAUAACUGAGACACACACACACUGAAACUCACUAACAAACAUACACUCAUUCACUGACAGACAGACAGACACACACACACACACACUGACACUUACUGACAGACAUACACUCACUCACUGACAGACAGAUGCACACACACAGAGACACUCACUGACACACACACACAGGCAGACACUCACUGAUAGACACACACACACACUGACAGUCAAACACUCACACACUCACUGACAGACAAACACACACACACACAUAGGCAGACACUCACUGACAUACACACACAAACAGACAGACACUGACAUACAUGCACUCACAGACAGACAGACACACACACACAGACAGACACUCACUGACAUACACUCUCUGACAGACACACACACACACAGACACUCACUGACAUACAUACACUCAUUCACUGACACACACGCACUCACUGACAUACAGACGCACACACACAGACACUCACUGACACACACAUACACACACACACACACAUGCAGACACUCACUGACAGACACACACACACUGACAGACAAACACACACACACACACACAGGAAGACACUCACUGACAUACACACACAGACAGACACUGACAUACAUACACUCACACACAGACAAACACACACACUCACUGACAGACAGACACACACAGACACUCACUGACAUACAUACACUCAUUCACUGACACACACUGACCGUUAAACAUUCACACACUCACUGACACACAUACACAAUUAAAUUUUUGAGGCCCAUCCAGCCUCCCUACCUUCCUUUUGUCCAGUGUGGGGCAGCUCCUCACUCCUCCAGAGCUCUGUUUAGUAUGCAUCACAGAGGGCGCGUGAGGGAGGAGUGAGAGGAUGCAAGAAGAAAAGAUUUGUUGGCAGAGCAAGCACCUGCCAUCCAGGUAAGCAAGUGUCUGCUCUGCCUUACCUACCACUGCAUCGGGGGUUUCCUGGGGUGGCCAGAUGGCCACCUCCUGACCCUUCUGUGACAGGGCUCUUCUCGGCGCCCCCACCUUCGGGCGCUUUGAGAAUCGUCCCGUCGUUGGGGGUGGCUCAAAAGCCGCUCGCCCAGCGCUGCGGCCCCAGACAGGUGCAGGCAGCCCACCAGGAAACAUCCUGGUAGGCGGUCCCAGCAGGCUGGCGUCCUAGGCGAAUGCCUAGUUCGCCUAACGGUUACGCCGGCUCUGAUAAUCCUUGUUUCUGACACGUCUCUGAUGCUCAUAAUGGCAUGUCUAGUUGUCUAUAUCCAUAUGUGAGUCUGUCAUUGCAUUAAAAAAAUAAAAUAAGAGGGGCACAUCUGGUAUUCCCAAAUAACAGUGAUGUUGUGUUGGGGAAAAUAAUAGAAACUCCAUACUGGAUUAAUCAGAAAUGUCCACUUCCAUUUCCUAUAAAAUAAGGGAGGUGCCACUGAAGGCUGCUAAACCGCUCACUUGACCAAGUACCAGCUCUUCUCUACACCUCUCCACAAAUGGUGGGAUGUAAUGCUUGGUUGGGACCAAGGUAUGAGUGGUGGGGGACUUACUUUCUAUUGCUGAUAAUACUAACAGAAAAUUGUUAAGAUUAUUGUUGAUAUUAUUACACAAAACAGAGCCAGUUGCACAUUUUUUGUGAAGUAACUGUAACACAAGGAGCCACAAAUUUUGAUAACCUUAGAUAGUCAAUAGAUAAACAAUAGAGAAAAUGUUCCUGCUGAUAAUUCUAUAUUUGUAGACUGUGGUGAAUAUUACAAACAGACUGGAGGAAAUGGGGCCCUUGUUAUACUCAUUACCGCUCAUCCAGCUGCGCAAAAGAAAACAAGAAAUUCUGUCUGACCUGAGAAAUAUAUCUCAUGCAAAAUGGAACCUACAACAGGUAAAGCAUGAAAUUCAAUUAACACCUAUAUCCCUUAUCUGUUCACAUGCCAGCAACUACCAGUCUAUCAUUAGAAGUACUGGUGAAAUUUGAAUAAUGUGUCAAGUAUUGGACACACUGCCUAAAGUAAUUCUCUCAUGGUCCAACAUUCCCCAGUUUUGUUCUCCACCACUGCCUGACAGAAGAAGGGUCACUGCUUGAUUAGAAAAUAAUCACCAUAUGUUCUAGUCAGGAGCAUAAUGUUCACUUUAUCAUGUUGCAUUUUAAAGGCACAGUUCCUGUUCCGAGAGGCUGCAAAAGUGCGUUCUCUACAAAGUGGAAUCACGUGA
Pelobates cultripes (western spadefoot toad) is the source of this 5539-nucleotide messenger RNA. The record is from the annotation of a GenBank genome assembly. Lineage: Eukaryota; Metazoa; Chordata; Amphibia; Anura; Pelobatidae.